Coregonus clupeaformis (lake whitefish) is the source of this 5121-nucleotide messenger RNA. It is a transcript of the gene myt1a, whose product is annotated as myelin transcription factor 1a. Gene Ontology annotation, biological process: regulation of transcription by RNA polymerase II. NCBI's taxonomy places the organism in Eukaryota, Metazoa, Chordata, Actinopteri, Salmoniformes, Salmonidae. Bases 387 to 4040 code for a protein of 1217 amino acids. The transcript has 23 exons. The record is from RefSeq and is a predicted model, not a curated record. Gene Ontology annotation, molecular function: zinc ion binding; DNA-binding transcription factor activity, RNA polymerase II-specific; RNA polymerase II cis-regulatory region sequence-specific DNA binding. Gene Ontology annotation, cellular component: nucleus.
AUUACGUAUUCUGGCUGACAAAGGCAAAUGAAGCCAUGUUUUUUUGCUUAUGCAUUUUGGAGUAGGCUAUUCUAAAUUUAAAGUUGGAGUAAUGCCGCUUUUGUAAACUGGAGACUGGCGGAAGAGCACUCAGCUCUGGAUUAUGUUUGAUGUCUCUAACGGUCAAUGAGGGCGGUGCGGGGAUAUUGUGUACGUUGUAUUCAAUGCUGAGCAGAAGUUGUUGAAAUAGGGAUCAGGAAGCCCGUCUUACCUACUUGAAAACAACGAAGCAACCAGAGCCAUUCAAGAAUGAAAAUGAGUUCAGAGGCCAGCUGCUGAACCAGAGGUGGACACGAGGGGACAGAAUAAGCAGAUUCUGUGAGGUCAAGAGGAGCCUGCGAAUCAAAAUGAGUCAGGAAGCAUCAGACACAAGAACACGGACCCGCUCAAAAGGCAUCCGAGUACCCAUUGAACUGGUGGGAACAGAGUUAAGUAGCUGCCCCACCCCCGGAUGCGAUGGUUCAGGCCAUGUCAGUGGGAGAUAUUCCCGACACAAAAGCGUUCUCGGAUGCCCAAUAGUGAAGAAGAGGAAACUUGCGGAGGCGGAGGCAGAGGCAGAAGAGAAUCAGCCUGCCCCUAAGAAAAAGACCCCGUCCCUGAAGUUGGCCAUGGACGAGGGUUUCAACGCAGCAGACAGUGAUGCUGGCAGUGAGGCGGAGCAUAAGGAGGAGGAGGAGUCAGAGGAGGAGGAGCAGGAGGAUAAAGAAAAUAACAAAACGCCAAACCCACUGGAGUCCAUGAAAGCCGAUUGCACACAGGUGGUACCCGAAGACACAGAAAAAGUGACGUCUGUCGAGUUCGACACCAUAGCUGCAACUGAAGUAGAGGCUCCGCAGGAGGACACAGAAGCAGCCACCACAACCCAACAGCAGGCUUCCACAGAGGCAGAAGCAGAAACAGAGGCAGAAACAGAGGCAGAAGCAGAAACAGAGGCAGAAGCAGAAACAGAGGCAGAGACAGAUACAUACAGACGCGAAGAGGAGGUGCAAGUAGUGGCAGAGAUACAGGCCGCUGAGGAGGAGAAGGAGGAGGAAGAUGAGGGGACAGUUGAUGAAGACAGAACAACAGAGCAGCCCAAAGGCAACGAUAAAACAGGGAGAGCAGAGAUUGAGGAGAAGCAAAAGGAGGAGGUAGGAGACGAGGAAGAAGAGGAGGAGGAGGGAGUGGAGGAAGAGAAAGAAGAGGAGAGGCAAUGUGUGAGUCAGGAGAACUCAGAUCAUCAGUACUCCAGUGGCGACUACAGCAGGCAUCAGGCAAAAGAGGAAGGAGAUGAGGAAGAAGAAGAGGAAGAGAAGGAGGGAGAGGAGAAGGAGGUAGUGGAAGAGAAGGAGGAGGAAGAGAAGGAGGAGGAAGAGGAGGAGGAGGAAGAGGAGGAAAAGGAGGAGGAGGAUGAGGUGAUCCACGUGGAGCCUGCCAUCUCUCUUGCCUCUAGUACGCUUGCUCAGAAAUGUGAGGAUAAAGAAGUGGCCCCGGAGGAGAUAAACAUUUGUACCCUGUUGACAGAAGAGGAGGAAGAGGAGGAGGAAGGAGAGGAGGAGACAGAAGCAGGGGAGGUGGAAGAAGAAGACCAAUAUUCUCACAAAGCCUCACCUACCACAGUGGUCAUUGAGAUACGAUCUGAGGAGGAGGAAGAGGAGGAGGAAGAUGACUGUCUCUCACAGGGUUCGGGCGUGACAGAUGACUCGGAGACCUGGGAUAUGACCCGGGGGAACUUAGGGCUGCUGGAGCAAGCCAUCGCACUAAAGGCCAAGCAGGUGAGAGGGCCGCACGACGACCAACAGUCUCCUGAGGACCAGCGCUACCAAAGCCCAGACGACAGGGCCAGCAAACCCAUGGACCCAGCCAUUCGACACAGAGGACACCACAGCAAAGACAAGAAAGAGGUGAAAUGCCCCACCCCUGGGUGUGAUGGGACGGGCCAUGUGACUGGGCUCUACCCCCACCACCGCAGCCUCUCUGGGUGCCCUCACAAAGACAGGAUCCCACCUGAGAUCCUGGCCAUGCACGAGAACGUGCUGAAGUGUCCAACUCCAGGAUGCACAGGCCAAGGUCACGUCAACAGCAAUCGCAACACACACCGCAGUCUGUCUGGUUGUCCCAUCGCAGCUGCAGAGAAGCUCGCCAAGGGGGGCCAAUUCACCCCCAGUCACCCCCAGCCUUCAGUCAGCGAGCCCCCAACUGGGAGCCCCCACUCAGACAGAGUUCUCAGACCUAUGUGUUUUGUGAAGCAGCUGGAGAUCCCUCAGUAUGGCUACAGACCCAACAUGGUGCCUGCCACACCCCGCGCCAACCUGGCCAAAGAGCUGGAGAAAUACUCCAAGGUUUCCUUCGACUAUGCAAGCUUCGACGUCCAGGUGUUUGGGAAGCCUAUGCUGGUUCCAAAGAUGCCCGCCACCAGUCAACCCUCACCCAAAGCCAUCAAAUCUAAACCAUUCCCUAAGGCCUCGUCCCCAAGCCAUAGCUUGUCAGGAGGAUAUGCAAAGAGCAGCUCCUCCUCGUCCUCCAGCGGCUACGAUUACUCCCAUGAUGCUGAGGCUGCUCACAUGGCUGCCACUGCCAUCCUGAACCUGUCCACUCGCUGCUGGGAAAGGCCCGAGAACCUUAGCACCAAACAGCAGGACCCAGCCGGCAAGGAAAUUGAUAUUGAAGUGGAUGAGAAUGGGACACUGGACCUGAGCAUGAAGAAGCCCAUCAAGAGGGAAGGGAUGCAAUCACCAGACCCCUCUUCAUCCUCCUCCUCUUCCUCGCAGCAACCGGGAGGUGUUCCCUUGUCCCAGGCCCACCUGCAGGAGGAGUGGGAAGGGCCUCUGGACUUCACCAAGCCAAACUGUCCCAAAGAGGAGGAGGAGCAAGAUGAGAUGGACUUUGUGGCCCACUCCUACACCUCCUCUGAUGCAGAGGAUGAUGACAUCACUCAGGAGAGCAUGGAGGACAGGAAGUACCCAGGCGAGGUCACCACGUCCAGCUUCAAGGUUCAGUUCUCGCCCAAAGACUGCAAAAAAGAAGUUCUACUAUGUCCCACCCCAGGUUGUGAUGGCAGUGGGCACAUCACUGGAAACUACGCGUCACAUCGGAGUCUGUCAGGCUGUCCUCUUGCUGAUAAGUCUCUUCGGACCCUCAUGGCUGCCCACUCUGCUGAACUAAAGUGUCCGACCCCUGGAUGCGAUGGAUCAGGUCACAUCACUGGAAACUACGCCUCCCAUAGAAGUUUGUCUGGAUGCCCUCGUGCUAAGAAAGGUGCUGUCAAGACAACACCCACCAAGGAUGACAAGGAAGACUCUGAGCUUCUAAGUAGAUGCCCGGUGCCCGGCUGUGACAGCCUAGGCCACAUCAGUGGGAAGUAUGCCACCCACCGCAGUGCCUACGGGUGCCCCCUGGCAGCGCGGCGUCAGAAGGAGGGGCUCCUUAACGGCUCUCCUUUCUCCUGGAAGGCCUUUAAGACUGAGGGACCCACCUGUCCCACCCCCGGCUGUGACGGAUCAGGACACGCCAAUGGCAGCUUCCUCACACACCGCAGUCUCUCUGGUUGUCCCAGAGCCUCCGCUAAUAAGAAGAGAACCAGGUUUCCUGGAGAUGAGUACAUUACAGCAAAGUUCAGGGCCAGCGAUGUUCUGGAUAAUGAUGAAGAUAUCAAGCAGCUGAACAAUGAGAUCAGUGAACUGAGCGAGUCCAACUCAGAGAUGGAGGAUGACAUGAUGAACCUGCACACACAGAUCUCGUCCAUGGAGAAGAACCUGAAGAGUAUGGAGGAGGAGAACAAGCAGAUCGAGGAGAGAAACGAUGCCCUGUACAUGGAGCUGUCUGGCCUGAGCCAAGCUCUGAUCCGCAGCUUGUCCAACAUCCAGCUGCCACACAUUCAGGAACCUAUGUCGGAGCAGAACAUUGAUACAUAUGUGGACACCUUGACCCAUAUGUUCUCCAAUAAAGAUUGCUACCAAAACCCGGAGAACCGCGCUCUGUUGGAGUCCAUCAACCAAGCGGUAAAAGGUAUCGAAGUGUAGUCUCUAAAAGAGAGAUGAAGAGGCUAAAUGGAACAUACGAAAGAGAGAGGGAGAAGAGGAAAGAGAGCGGGGUGACAUGGUGUGUGGGUAUACAAAACCCAGAAACUAUCCAUAAAUCCAUUGCUUUUGGAAUAUACUGUAGACUUGAUUUUUCUCUUAUUAGUUUUGGAGAAAAUGUGUCCAUUUCACGUUGCUCCCCCUCCCUGUUUGCAUGAAGGUUAUCAGGAUCAAUGGACACACUUGUGUAUGGAUGAGUACAGAAGUUUCAAUUAUGUCUUGAGUGUUCUUGAGUGCAUUGGAGUAAAACUGUGUUAGUGUGGUUGUUUAGGAACGUUUGGAGGGGUAUAAUACAAAAAAAAGAGAGCCACUUUAAUGGUACAGAACGGACUAAGAAUGCAGUAUACUGGCUCCAAUACCCCAUCAUACAAUACUCUCCUAAAUAGUCUAUUCCAACCCCAUUGAGUAAUGUUGAUAGUAUUUAUGAGCAUAGAUGUUGCACUUCCAGGAAUCGUUUUUAGUUUCAUUAUUAUUGUUGUGUAUGAAUUUGAGUCUUAAAAAUGUCUGUUUAAUAUAUUAUUUAUUCAUGUUGUGUUAAUUUAGCUUAUUUAUUCAGCAUUUAUUUAUUGACCUAUUUAUUUAUUUUUACCAAACAAAAUGAUACUGAAGACAUUUUUAAACAGCGAUUAAGAGGAGUUUUCUUCUGCAUUGUUGAAAAAGAGGAAAUAUUUUAAAAUAUCAACUAUAAAUUGUUUUAUAUAUCUUAUUAUUUAUUUGAAAUACUGGGAUCUUUUUUAAGUGCAAAUAUUUUGUAACCGACAAGUUUUGAUAAUUUUGUAAAGAUUUUUCUUUUGUUUAUAUUAUUUAUUUUAUUCCAUAAAGUAUUUUGAGACACCUUGCAAUGAACUGGGAGAAAUGUGUACGUUUUUAAUAUUCAUUUGAUAAUGAAGAACAAAGUAAAUGGAGAUGUUGGUGUAUAUUUAUUUUGUAUUGUCUAUGUGUUAGUGAUGAUGGCUGUGUAUGGAUUAGUCUUUGCCAAUAUGUUGAUAUUGAAAUAAAGAAAAACUGUGCUACUAUAACUAAG